Messenger RNA from Aspergillus tanneri, 846 nucleotides. RefSeq names its product triose-phosphate isomerase. The coding region runs from base 1 to 846 and encodes 281 amino acids. Gene Ontology annotation, biological process: glyceraldehyde-3-phosphate biosynthetic process; glycerol catabolic process; glycolytic process. Gene Ontology annotation, molecular function: triose-phosphate isomerase activity. The record is from RefSeq and is a predicted model, not a curated record. Gene Ontology annotation, cellular component: cytosol. The transcript has a single exon. NCBI's taxonomy places the organism in Eukaryota, Fungi, Ascomycota, Eurotiomycetes, Eurotiales, Aspergillaceae.
AUGGAAUUCCCCAUCCUCCCCAAAACCCUCCUCAUCAUCUCCCUAAAGAUGUACUUCACCCCCCCCCGCACCCUCGACUACCUCCGCGCCCUCUUAUCCCCUGAAAACGAUAUCGUGCGACCCCAAAACCGGAGCAAACUCCUCCUCGCGCUCAUUCCCGACUUCCUCACCAUCUACCCCUGUCAUGAAAUCAUCCAGCAGUAUGAAUCCACUCUCGACUCCACCUCCACCAAACAACAGUCACUACCAGCACCAUUCCUCCUUGGCGCCCAGGACUGUUUCUGGGAACCUCUAGGCGCCUACACGGGGGAAGUCUCCCCCCUUUCACUGCGGAGUAUGGGCGUCUCCAUCGUGGAACUGGGCCAUGCCGAACGACGCGCCAUCUUCGCCGAAUCGGAUGUGCAAACGGCACGGAAGGCAGCAGCUGUCUGUGAUCAGGGGAUAGUUCCCUUGGUUUGUAUCGGAGAAGUUACUGCGCCGGGAGCCGUGGCCUCCGAAGCUGUGGCGUUAGCGGUGCAGGAAUGCGCGGUUCAGGUUCGUCCUAUCCUGGACGCUAUUCCCCCUGAGGCACCUGCUAUCUUCGCUUACGAGCCGGUCUGGGCGAUCGGCAAAGCUGUCCCCGCUGGCGUUGAGCAUAUCGCGGCCGUGGUGAAGGGUAUUCAGGCCGUUGUGGCGGAGCGGAAACGUCCCGGUGACGUGCGGAUCCUGUAUGGGGGUAGCGCGGGGCCUGGAUUGUGGGGUCCUGGCGGUCUGGGCAAGGCUGUUGAUGGGAUGUUUCUAGGGAGGUUUGCUCAUGAGGUUGAGGGGGUGAGGAAGGUUGUUAGAGAGGUUGAGGAAUCAUUGUGA